This is a messenger RNA of Clunio marinus, 1248 nucleotides long. The record is from the annotation of a GenBank genome assembly. NCBI's taxonomy places the organism in Eukaryota, Metazoa, Arthropoda, Insecta, Diptera, Chironomidae.
UAAAAAAUUCCCUUAAAUAACCCGUCGGCUACUGAUCAACAAUACAUAAAAAAUAAUUUUUAAUUUCCUUUAAUACGAAGAAAUACUUGUUAAUUGCAUUUUCACACAGAGUUCAAUAAUGGCACAGUUUUUAAACAGAAUUGGUCAACUGGGAUUGGGAGUAGCAAUCGUUGGUGGUGUUGUUAAUUCUGCGUUAUAUAACGUUGAUGGUGGACAUCGUGCUGUAAUUUUCGAUCGUUUCGCUGGUAUUAAACCAGAUGUAACUGGAGAAGGAACGCAUUUUUUCAUUCCUUGGGUACAAAGACCAAUCAUUUUCGAUAUUCGUUCACAACCUCGCAACGUUCCAGUAAUUACAGGAAGUAAAGAUCUUCAAAAUGUCAACAUCACAUUGCGUAUUCUCUAUCGACCUGUUCCCGAUCAAUUACCCAAAAUUUACUCUAUCCUUGGUCAAGAUUAUGACGAGAGAGUCUUGCCAUCAAUUACAACGGAAGUUUUAAAGGCAGUCGUAGCUCAAUUUGAUGCUGGCGAGUUGAUCACACAACGUGAAAUGGUAUCACAAAAAGUUUCAGAGGACUUGACUGAACGUGCCAAGCAAUUCGGAGUAAUCCUCGAUGAUAUUUCAAUUACUCAUUUAACAUUCGGAAGAGAGUUCACUCAAGCUGUUGAAAUGAAGCAAGUUGCUCAACAAGAAGCUGAAAAGGCUCGUUUCCUUGUCGAAAAGGCGGAACAGCAAAAGCAAGCAACCGUCAUUUCAGCUGAGGGUGAUGCUGAAGCUGCUGUUAUGUUAUCAAAAGCUUUCCAAAGUGCUGGUGACGGUUUAAUUGAAUUGAGAAGAAUUGAAGCUGCUGAAGACAUUGCUUAUCAACUAUCAAGAGCACGAGGAGUUAAUUAUUUACCAGCAGGCCAAUCAACACUUCUUAAUUUACCUCAAAUGUAAAAAACAUAAAAGAAGUUUAAAGAAGUCUUUUAAAGUAAAAAGUAGCGAGUCUAACAAACUUUUCAAUAAAUAUUUUGUAAGUCAAACAACAAUUGAUCGUAUCUACUUAGAACAUUGAAGUUAAGGAAAUUGACUGUCACAGGAAUAAAUUUUAACUAAUUGCACUUUCCUGAUGACUUUCUAACAAAUGAAUUUCCUUCGUUGAUAUGUUUUAUUUGUGAAAUUUGGUGCAUUUCGUUUAAAAAUUAAAGCAUUGGAAUAAUAAAUAAAAAAUUAAUAUAAAAUAUUGAAAGUUUUUUUUUAUAAUAAUA